CGAGAGCACACGCAGAGCGUCAGUGCUUGUGCAACACUGUAGGAAAUGCUUCCAGUGCCCUUACUCUGAUGACAUAACUGUUCAUGGCGGGACAACUGAAGAAGCAAUUAAAGGACGCGGUGAAGAUCAUCAGCACCGGUGGUCUUCUCUUUGCCUCCUACCUCACUGCGGUUGGCGAUGAGCGUUUCUAUUCCAACCAAUUAAUGCCCCUGCUGCAGAAGGUUGUGGAGGCAGAGACGGCCCAUGUGUUGGCUGUGAAGAUGAUCAGUCUGGGUCUGGUCCCUCUGAACCGCUACCAGGACCCUACAUCUUUGGAAGUGAAUGUCCUGGGCUGCAAGUUCAAAAACCCCAUUGGUAUUGCAGCGGGGUUUGACAAACAUGGGGAGGCCAUAGACGGACUCUACAAAGUGGGUUUUGGAUUUGUUGAAGUGGGCACCAUCACUCCCAAACCUCAGGAGGGGAACCCCAAACCACGUGUGUUUCGACUGCCUACAGAUCAAGCAAUCAUCAACAGGUACGGAUUCAACAGCUGCGGUCUGGCAGAAGCACGGCAGAGGCUGAAGGCGAGGGAAGGAACCCAGCUAGAGCUGAGCAAAGCCGGCCUUCCCCUAGGCAUCAACCUGGGUAAGAACAAGCUGUCCCAGAAUGCGGGGGCAGAUUACCUGGAGGGGGUGAGAGUGCUGGGCCCUCUAGCUGACUACCUGGUGGUCAACAUCAGCAGUCCUAACACUCCGGGUCUCAGGGACCUACAGGGCAAGAAUGAGCUCCAUCAGCUCCUGCAUGAGGUGCUGAAGGAGCGUGAUGCCCUGCAGGGAGAGCGUAAACCUCCGGUCUUGGUGAAGAUUGCUCCUGACCUCACCACCCAGGACAAGCGAGACAUAGCCGAUGUUGUCACUGAGCUGGGGGUGGAUGGUCUCAUGGUGUCCAACACCACAGUGUCCAGGCCAGAGACACUGCAGGACCCUCAGAGCUCCGAGGUGGGAGGGCUAAGCGGCAAGCCUCUCAAAGAUCUCUCCACACACACUGUCCGGGACAUGUACAGCCUCACCAAAGGGAAGAUACCAAUAAUCGGAAUCGGCGGUGUGGCCAGUGGACAGGACGCGAUGGAUAAGAUCCGCGCUGGUGCGUCGUUGGUUCAGCUGUACACAGCUCUCACCUAUCAGGGUCCACCUGUUGUAACAAAGAUAAAGCGGGAAUUGGAGCAGCUUCUCAAAGAUCAAGGUUUCAGCAGUGUGUCAGAGGCGGUUGGAGCGGACCACCGGGGAGAAAAUGGGACAGCUCUGAAGCCACAUAGAGACAGUGCACAUGUCAACACAACAAACACUGAGAGGAUAUCAGUGCCUGUAGCUGUGGCUGCCAGCUCCUCUGGCUAGGCAACAUGAUCCUGAACUGAUUGUGCCAAUUGAUGCGUGCCCCGUGAUCAACCGUUCACCUCGCCUGCAGUCGUAUCCAAAGGCAGGAGAUGUGGCCAGAGCCUGUUGUGUAAACCAUAUGUUCACAGUUUGACGGUAGCCACUGGUAAAUGGUUUAGUGAAUGUAACUCAGAGGAACACACCAAAACUCAGUGCCAGUCCAUGUAAUGUAAAUUACCUUUAAUGCCUGUGAUGUUAAAUGUGCUGUAGUGAAAAGGUGCUCUCUGUGUGCACAGGUUUAUUGUUUGUACAGCAGGUACAGUAAGCACUAGCCCCACAAACUUGUUUAACCAAGAGGUUUCAGAAAAUCAGCUGUUAAUGUGACUGUUGUACAUAUGGAAUGGCAAAAUCAUCUGUUUAUUGUUUGCUUUAAGAAAUUUCCUCAGUAGACGUUGGAACAUGUACAUCCAAAUGUUAUACUCAUUCUUGGCUUGUAUGAUAAUAGAGGCUGCUCUUCGUAAAUAUGCCGGAGAGUGAAAACACUGUGUCACAAUUGGCCUACACACACACACACACACACACACACACACACAAACCCUGAUCUAACAUAGUAAAUGGUCGAAUAUUAUUCUGGUUUAGGGUGAGGGUAUUUAUUAAAUUAUAGAUUACGAGAGAGAAGUCUUUUGGCCUGUAAAUUAAUCACAAAUUAUAUGAGCAUGAAGAGCAGAUUGUAAAGCCUUUGCUUCAUGGGAUGUCAGAUUAAUGUAAUUAGGCAACAUUUUUAUGUAAAUAUAACUGUCAUGGUCAACCCGGCAGCUCACCUGGUGAGAGUGCCACUUGUCAGGGCUGAGUCCUGAUCGCAGCGGCUUGGGUUCAGGCCUGAGACCAGGUCUUUUGCUGAAUGCCAUCCUUCCCUGUCUUUCUCUGGUGUGGCUGUGAAAUGGAGCAGAAAUGCAAACUGUCUCAUCCAACUAAACCAAGAGAAGCACGACUGCAACAGAAGAACGUCCCACGCCUGUUAAAUGAGACCCCAUCAUCUUGUUAAUCCCAGACUCCAUAGGUUAUUGUAAGGCUUCAGAGUGGUUAGGUCCAAAAAAUGAAGUCAUUUUUUUUCUCAAAAAAAAAAAAAAAAAUCACUUGGAAUGUGGACCUCAAAGUUUUUUUUUUUUUUUUUUUUUUUUUUUUUUUUUUAUGUCGUGACUGUCAAAUUCAGAAAGCUUGUCUGUGUUGUGUGGUUUUUCCAUUAGAGCGCUGCUGAGGUGAGACACGACGACAGUGAGCUAUUUUCGGCACCUACUGGAGGUUAUGGCAGAUAAAAUCUCAAAAGCCAAUUUUAGGGCGUGUAGUCUUCUUUCUGAGUACAACAAAUAUGGCAUUCUCAUACUUAUUUUUAUAUCAAAAUUCAGUAUCUGUGGUGCUUCAUGAAUGGGUGGUUGUUAAAGUCUAAUACACACAUUGGCUACUGAAACGGGGACACUUGUGUGUUUUAAAUUUGUUGAAUGCUCUCUGAUAGUUGUGUUAAAACAAACAAA
Molecule: messenger RNA, 2884 nt
Organism: Myripristis murdjan (pinecone soldierfish)
Lineage: Eukaryota; Metazoa; Chordata; Actinopteri; Holocentriformes; Holocentridae
Gene: dhodh
Product: dihydroorotate dehydrogenase
Exons: 9
Coding region: 84-1373 (429 amino acids)
Biological process (GO): pyrimidine ribonucleotide biosynthetic process; 'de novo' pyrimidine nucleobase biosynthetic process
Cellular component (GO): cytoplasm; mitochondrial inner membrane
Molecular function (GO): dihydroorotate dehydrogenase activity
Source: RefSeq, a predicted model, not a curated record